Molecule: messenger RNA, 399 nt
Organism: Juglans regia (Persian walnut)
Lineage: Eukaryota; Viridiplantae; Streptophyta; Magnoliopsida; Fagales; Juglandaceae
Exons: 3
Coding region: 1-399 (132 amino acids)
Source: RefSeq, a predicted model, not a curated record
AUGUCGUCGUCAUCAUCAUCAAUGUCUUCUUCAUCCUUUGCAAAACGUACUUUAGGACAAGCACAUUGCUUCUGUAAGGUCGAUGCCACAUUGAGAUAUUCAUGCACUCCAAGAAAUCCAGAACGACCCUUCUUAGGGUGUCCAAAGUACAAUACAGAGGGAUUACCAUAUUGUAAAUUUUUCAAGUGGGCAGAUAGUAAUCAAGAGAUUGAGUUCCAUCUUCAAGAAAGAAACAAUGAUCUGUUAAGGAGGGAGAAGGAGGUCGAGAAGAUGCUGGACGAUGUGGAAAAGAUGAAGACUGAGCUCCGUAAAAGAGUGGAUGAAAUCGAGAAGAGAGAGCUGGUGCUCAGUGGUCAUACUACGCAGAUGGAAACAGAGGUGUCUCAUGUGAACAAAUAA